ACCCAAACCCAAAAUCCCAAAACCAAAAAUUACCCAAAACCCAUUUAACCCAAACCCAAAAAAAAAAAAAGGGAAAUAAACAAAGAAAGAGGGGGUAUCUCGAACCUUCUUCUUCAUCAUCAAUCUUUGGUUUCCUCUCUCCCGAACCUUCCCCAUUUUCGGCAAUCUUCUACUAGAGCCAACAGCCUCCUUCCCUGAGAAGCCGGCAGCGAUAAUCGCCAGCCAUCACCGGCAAUCAUGCACUCUACACCCCCCUUUUGCACGCCCGAGCCCCACUGCCGACAAUCAUACCCCCGGCACACCGCGCCUUACCCCCUGCACCGAGCCUACGCCCCUGCUGCUACAUCGAGCCUGCGCUCUUGCACUAUGCGCCCCAAUCCUGCGCCUCUGCACUCUUGCUCACUACAGCCAUGUCCCUGCCUCACAUACAGAAAAAACAACACAUACCUGACAAAAUCGACAUCAUAAGUGAUUAACGGAGCAAGCCUUUUAUUUAUUUAUUUCAUUUUUAUUUUAUUUUAUUACUUGGGUAUAUAAAUAGAAAAAAAUCAGAUCAAGGGGGGUCUUUUGGUUGAUUUUCGAGUUUGAUUUGGGGGGUUUUCUUUUGGUUUUGAGUGUGUUGUUGACGGUAGAGAAAAGAAGGGAUUUUUCUGUUGAAAGGGGGCUGUGUUUGAGAAAGAAGAUUGAGGAAUUUCAUCUUCGGUUGCCAUUGUUAGGUAUAGUUCUGAACAAAGGAUUUUUGUUAGGAAAAUGGUGAAGGAGAUGGUGGAAGCUUGAUCCCGUGGGUGGGAUCCCUUCCACCAGAUCCAGAUCUGUUUCUCUUUCAAAAAUUCGCUGUGUUUGCCUUUGUUUUGCUGUGGAUGUUUGUUUUCUUUAGAUCUGAUGUUAAGAUUGUAUGUGUUUCGUUGGAAAAAUGAAUGAAAAAAAAAAUUGUUC
Messenger RNA from Rubroshorea leprosula, 936 nucleotides. The record is from the annotation of a GenBank genome assembly. Lineage: Eukaryota; Viridiplantae; Streptophyta; Magnoliopsida; Malvales; Dipterocarpaceae.